CUGUUCGGCGCAGCAGCUAAUAAUUGCUCUUAAUAGUUAAAUAAGCUUCUCUUAAGUUAAUCUCUUUCCUUUGUCAUUCUCAUUCGCUGUUAGUGCACUCUUGCACAUAACAAAGCAUAACACACAUACAUAUGUAAAUCUCAUCCGCUCUGUUAAUUGCAUACUCCUCUUUAUUUAUAUUCUUUUAAACUCUGUACGAAAAUAGUCUUCAUUCGCGCAACACCUACAAACUUGUCACCCUCGCAUCGAAAUAACUUUGCCUAAACAGUGUCCACAGACUCGGCAUUAAAUUAAUAAAUAAUAAGCUAAAUUAUAUCGUUUUGGUUUUAUUUUUUUGCCUUCGUAAAUGAUUGGAGCCAGAGUUGUCGAAAAAGCUCGACAGCUUCAAACAUUUUUGGUGACCCCGACGUGAUUACUAAUACACUCUGUGGUGCUCGCUUAGCGCGUUAAAAGUUAUUACACCAUCUUGGCGUCGCUCAUCAGUGAAAUUUACAAAACAUUUGUGCAAGAUAGUGCAUUCAAAUUAUCAAUUUCAUUGUGACACAACCUUGUAAAACAUUUAACGUUUCGUUCGAACUGCUUAUAUGUAUGUGUACGCAAUUGUCUUGAGUUUCUUGCAUCCUCUUUUAAUUGCCGUUUCGUUCGUCGCGGUUGGCGCUUUCUCAGCUGCAUCUGCAUAGAAAGCGCGCAAACCUAAAAAGCUGUGUCAAUCGUAGAAGACACACACACACACACACAUACAUAAAUCAAAGCUCAGAUAAUCUGCAUGCAGUGGCUUUGCAUUCUGAUUAUCUUUAUCAUUUUUUCUUUCGUCCGUGGAUCAUCGCGUUUAGCGCCUUUUAUGUAGCGUCUGCACAGCUAUUCCGAAAAUAGUUGUCUCGAUCACACACGUACAUACAUAUGUAUAUACGUACAGUGGGCUUGCAUAUAAAAUGUGCAGAUAAAUUAUAUGUGCAUAAGUGGAACUAUUAGCUUGUACAUUAACUUUGCAAUUGCAAGUGUUCUUUCAAAAGUGAACAUAAAACAAAUAAAUUUGUGGCUAAAAUGAAUAAUUUAGAAUCGAGUGCUGAUCAAGUUCCUGCAUCUCAGGUCACUUAUCUAAAGCGUAAAACGAAAGCGCUGUUCGAUAGACUCGAAAGACUAUAUGCCGAAUCAGACGCGGACAAAUUAAGCCAUAUGGAUUCGUGUGAUUUACGUGUACUUUUGGACUCAAUCACCAAAUUAGAGUCAAAUUUCGAUGCGGUUCACACGAACUUAGAAGAAUCAGAUUUUGAGUCCAUAUCCAGUGAUUUACCUGCGAAAUUUGAAUCAAUUCUACUGAAGUUUAAGGCCCUGCUUCAACGUGAACUGGGAAGUCGGCCAAAUCAACAGUUUUCUUCGACACUUAAUACAAGCUUUACAAAUGCUAAUCCAGUGCUCAUUAUGUCAAAUCGGUCGCGUUUGCCGCAGUUGGAAUUGCCAAAAUUUAGUGGAAUCUAUACUGAGUGGGAAAACUUUUUCUCUAUGUUCAAAACGAUCAUAGAUGCUGACUCUGAGCUCAGCCCUAUUGAGAAGCUCCAACAUCUUCGGUCCUGCUUAAGUGGUGCUGCGCUGGAUACCAUCGGCUCAUUGGAAAUAAAUAGGGCUAACUAUAGCGUCGCUGUGGAUAUUCUUCAACGUCGAUUUGAUAAUAAACGUUUUAUUUUACAGGCACACAUCAGAGCGAUAUUUGGGCUUGAGAAGGCAGAUUCAUCUGUGGGUAGACUGAGGCAGUUGGCGGAUAAGGUUACAUCUCACAUUCGUGCUAUGGAUUCUCUUGCAUCGAGGGAAGAAGUCGCUGAUUGUAUCAUCGUGCAAACAGUGUUGCAGAAAUUGGACAAAUGCACUCAGGCCAAAUGGGAGGAACGAUCAUCAGCAAAUGAGUUACCGUCGUGGGCCAAGUUGUCAACGUUCUUGCAAGAGCGGUGUCGAAUGCUUGAAAAUGUGGAUCAAGUUUUGCAGGAUGGUCAGGUUGGCAAGUCAGGGAAGAUCAAAACCCUGAUGAUCUUGGAGUUCUCACUCCAGGGCAUUUCCUGAUUGGUCGACCACUUAUCGACUUCCCCGAACCAGAUCUAUCUCAGAUUAACUGCAAUCGCCUCGAUCGCUGGCAGCGUAUGACAUACAUACAGCAGUUGUUCUGGAAGCGAUGGAGCGAGGAAUACCUCACAAUUCUGCAACAGCGAGUAAAAUGGCGGACCCCACGGCCUUCUAUCAAGGUCAACGAUGUCGUCUGUGUAAAAGACGAAAACCUGCCACCUUUGAAGUGGCCAUUAGCCCGGGUCGUUGAAAUCAUCGCUGGAGCCGAUGGAGCCGUGAGAGUCGCUGUUCUGCGUACACCCACUGGAACUACACGUCGAGCUGUCAAUAAGCUGUGCGUCCUUCCGGUUGAUGAUCCUGUUAAAAGUCAUGGUCUUUUAACGGUGGGGAGGAUGUUCGGCGCAGCAGCUAAUAAUUGCUCUUAAUAGUUAAAUAAGCUUCUCUUAAGUUAAUCUCUUUCCUUUGUCAUUCUCAUUCGCUGUUAGUGCACUCUUGCACAUAACAAAGCAUAACACACAUACAUAUGUAAAUCUCAUCCGCUCUGUUAAUUGCAUACUCCUCUUUAUUUAUAUUCUUUUAAACUCUGUACGAAAAUAGUCUUCAUUCGCGCAACACCUACAAACUUGUCACCCUCGCAUCGAAAUAACUUUGCCUAAACAGUGUCCACAGACUCGGCAUUAAAUUAAUAAAUAAUAAGCUAAAUUA
Drosophila mojavensis is the source of this 2760-nucleotide messenger RNA. RefSeq lists its product as uncharacterized. The coding region runs from base 1045 to 2055 and encodes 336 amino acids. The record is from RefSeq and is a predicted model, not a curated record. The transcript has 2 exons. Lineage: Eukaryota; Metazoa; Arthropoda; Insecta; Diptera; Drosophilidae.